This is a messenger RNA of Australozyma saopauloensis, 183 nucleotides long. It is a transcript of the gene COX7, whose product is annotated as cytochrome c oxidase subunit VII. The record is from RefSeq and is a predicted model, not a curated record. Lineage: Eukaryota; Fungi; Ascomycota; Pichiomycetes; Serinales; Metschnikowiaceae. Bases 1 to 183 code for a protein of 60 amino acids. The transcript has a single exon.
AUGGACCCCCAAAGAAUCAUUAGAUUGCAGAAGUUGUACCAAAACUCCAACCAGAAAUUGUGGUACAAAGGCCCUCGUGGUAAGCUCUUGGUUUGGCCUUACUAUGCCCUCUUCACUGCUUCUACUGCUUACACCUUGUACUACGCUGGUAGAGCCAUCGCCGGUCUCAAGGCUGACGAUUAA